Scophthalmus maximus (turbot) is the source of this 3484-nucleotide messenger RNA. It is a transcript of the gene pdk1, whose product is annotated as pyruvate dehydrogenase kinase, isozyme 1. Gene Ontology annotation, cellular component: mitochondrion. The transcript has 11 exons. Lineage: Eukaryota; Metazoa; Chordata; Actinopteri; Pleuronectiformes; Scophthalmidae. Gene Ontology annotation, biological process: protein phosphorylation; regulation of glucose metabolic process. Bases 706 to 1929 code for a protein of 407 amino acids. Gene Ontology annotation, molecular function: pyruvate dehydrogenase (acetyl-transferring) kinase activity. The record is from RefSeq and is a predicted model, not a curated record.
CCUGACAAACACGACUCAGGGAUCUUUAGCCAAGCUUUACAAAGAGUACACAGUAUAGGACAAUAAUUCACUGUAAGUAACUCGAGCGCAUUUUAUGCUGUUUUAUACAGGUACAAACAUAUUUUAAAACGCGCCAUUACCGCGACUAAUAAAAAAAGAUCAACACGGAAAAAAAAAUCUGUACUAAUGAAAAAAGACGAUACUGAGGAUAAGAUUUAAAUAUAUCCUAAAUGUUCUACGUUUUUAAACAAUUACAACAAACACAACGAAAGUACGUCAUGGUAAAUAAAGCUCGUUUCCUGAAACACACCAGGCAGUGAACUAUCUUGACACUGUUGUGACGCUCUGGAUGAGCUGGCUGCAUCACUGAAGCGCGUCUAUGGUCUGCACCCAAAUGUCCAGUCACGUUGACAUUCCUGCCUUCAAGGUUUGAGCAACACGUUUGACUUGGCGGGACAAUUUACGAAAUGCGUUUUACGUUAGCGGCGAUUAUGGAUGCACACGUUUCCCCAAACCGCCUGAAGACGGGACGAUCCUAACGAGUGCGCCUGCGGGCCGGCUGGAGUUAGCCGACUGAGCUAAUGUCGACACUGAUUUACCAGCUGUAACUGUCAGAUCAUUUUUAUUAGCUAAGCUAAUAAUCAACAACAACAACAACAACAACAACAACAACAACGUGUGAGCGAGAGCGCAGUUGCCGGCGCCAUGAGGAUUCUGAGGUUUCUGAGGAGCAGCGUGUCCAUAGGAAAGGACAUUGACUAUUACUCAAAAUUUUCACCUUCCCCCCUCUCAAUGAAGCAAUUUCUGGAUUUUGGUUCAGAAAAUGCGUGUGAGAAAACGUCAUUCGCCUUCCUCAGGCAGGAGUUGCCGGUGCGGUUGGCAAACAUCAUGAAAGAGAUCAACUUAUUGCCGGACAACUUGCUGAGGACUCCAUCAGUCAGCUUGGUCCAGAGCUGGUACAUGCAAAGUCUUCAGGAGAUUCUGGAGUUCAAAGACAAAAAUGCAGAUGAUGAGAAAGUCACAUACGAUUUCACAGACGCUGUGAUAAAAGUCAGAAAUCGACACAACGAUGUGAUUCCCACCAUGGCUCAGGGAGUCGUGGAGUACAAAGAGACGUACGGCACCGACCCAGUCGUCAGCCAGAAUGUCCAGUACUUCCUGGAUCGUUUCUACAUGAGCCGGAUAUCCAUCAGGAUGCUGCUCAACCAGCACACGCUCCUCUUCGGUGGGAAGGUGAGGGUGAACCCGGCACAUCCCAAACAGAUUGGCAGUAUUGAUCCAAACUGUCGUGUCAGUGAGGUGAUCAAAGAUGCCUACGAAAAUGCACGAAACCUUUGUGACCGCUAUUACAUGAACUCCCCUGAGCUGAAGCUGGAGGAAUUCAACCUCAAAGAGCAGGGAAAUCCCACCACCGUGGUCUACGUUCCAUCUCAUCUGUAUCACAUGGUGUUUGAACUCUUUAAGAACGCCAUGCGGGCCACCAUGGAGUUAUAUGGUGAUUCGAUGGAGUAUCCUCCUGUCCACGCACAGGUCGCUCUGGGGUCUGAGGAUCUGACCGUCAAGGUGAGCGAUCGCGGUGGAGGCGUGCCGCUGCGGAAGAUUGACAGGCUGUUCACCUACACGUACUCCACCGCUCCUCGGCCCAGCCUCGACGGGUCACACGCUGCUCCUCUGGCUGGUUACGGUUACGGCCUACCCAUCUCUCGACUGUACGCGCGCUACUUUCAAGGGGACCUGAAGCUCUACUCUCUGGAGGGUUAUGGGACCGAUGCUGUGAUCUAUAUUCGGGCACUGUCCACAGAGUCCAUCGAGCGGCUCCCCGUGUACAACAAGAAAGCGUGGAAACACUACAAGACGAUGCACGAGGCCGACGACUGGUGCGUUCCGAGCAAAGAGCCCAAGGAUAUGACGACGUUUCGUAGUUUCUAACUUCAAACGACAAACGGUCUCGUGGACGAAGUAUGCGAGAGAGGAGGUAAAUGAGGGGUUUGCGUGUGUGUUAAGGUAGUUUAUCAGUUUUUGUACAGAGCGUCAAUAGACUUAGUGCCAUGUAUUUCAUAAAGAACAAGUUUUUGCCAUGGAGAUUAUGGAUUAUGUCAAUUUAAACUCUUCCUGGUUUUCACCUAUAAUGGUUAUAACUGGAAAUAAACAGCACCAAGUUUCUAAAAAGGCACUGAAAUUAAAAACACCAACCAAUACUGGAUUUGUGAGGUCAAUACAGAUAUGGAUAUUUUAGUUUGUAAAAAAAAGUCUUGAUUGAUUGCUAUAUUAUAAACAUAUGAAAUAGUAAGCAAACUUUUUUUUGCUUAAAAUUGGUUUUAAGCAAGCCCUUAAAAUUGGUUAGUUAGGAAUUGUUUCCGAGACUUGUUCUGAGCAGGACACCGAACGCUGCGGACACACUGCAUGUAAUCCAAUCAGAAGCAUUUGCAUAAUGACAUCAUCAUGACAUCACCGAUUGGUUAAUCCAGAUAAACUGUAGAUCAUCUCUAAUCUCUAAUGUUAUUUGUUGCAACAGUUAAUGCACUACUUCUCGGUGUGAUGUCAUGAUGAUGUCAUCCCUACCAUAUGAUCAAAAAGAGUUUAAGAUGGAUUGUGUCUGUUGUUCUUUGCACUGAUGCAUUUUUAAAAUAUAUCAUGAUUUAAUUUUCUGACGUCUUUGCGACUUCUUCAUGACGUCACUUAUCAUAUGAUGGGGAAUCAUUUUUUGAUCAACAUAAGCUUUAUAUAUUGUCUCAAUUAUUUGGGGAGGUAUCUUGGAAAAUGUGUUUUUCGGUCCAUAUUUUUCAUGACCUAAUAUUCAUAUUGCUAUAUAUAAUAUUGGUGAAAAUCCAUCCAUGUGUUGGUAUUUUUCUCGCACACAACUAUAUCUGUGAAAAGCUAUCAGCUGUAUAAGAUAAGUCAUUGUUCAGCAGACAAUCCCUCCACCUGAAACCCACAUUGUUUGUGAUGAUUUUAUGAAAUUAAUUUCAGGUUUGAACUGAACAACUUCAGUUCUUUUUUUAUUGUACAUUUCUAUUAGUUUACAGUUUGAUACUCUGGCAGAAAAGGAAACUUGUUACACAAGUAGCUUAUUUUAAAAUUUGUUGGAAGUUUCUGCUGGUGAGUCCUUGUGUUUCAAAUUUCAUUUCAUUCCUUUGCAUCUACCGUAAUGUUACAUGAAAUAUUUUUAAUGUUUAGUCAUUCAAUUCAUCACAGCUGAAGGUCAAAUAUGCAUGUUGUUGUGUUUAAUUGGGUUUUUCCAACACAUUUAGCUCUUCUCUUGAGUUCUGCGUUCAUUUGCAAAUAACGUGCUGCAAACUGGAAGAUCGGUUGAUCUUAUAUUUUUGUUUCACUCGGUGUUAGAGCAAAACACAGUAUUCUGGGUUUCUGUGGUUGUAUUUUUAGGUCUCUGAUAAAUAAGCUACACUUCAGAUUUUCAUUGUUAAACAACAACAGCUACACUGUAUGGAUCAUAUUCAGUAAAAAAAUAAAUACUUCAAACAGA